AUGGAAGACGACCAGGAGCUGGCGAGAAAAGUAUCUGGACUGAAGACCUCAAUGGCUGAGGGCGAGAGGAAGACAGCCCUGGAAAUGGUCCAGGCAGCUGGAACAGGUAGACACUGUGUGGCACGUGUAUUACACAAGGAGAACCAAACCCUAGGAAAUUCUCUUCAUUACAUGAUCAUGAAGAACCUGGAAGUGGAAUUUUGUGGUUACACUACAACCCAUCCUUCAGAGAGUAAAAUUUAUUUACGCAUUCAGACUCGAGGUGCUCUUCCAGCUGUUGAACCAUUUCAGAGAGGCCUGAAUGAGCUCAUGAAUGUCUGCCAACAUGUGCUUGACAAGUUUGAGGCAAGCAUAAAGGAAUAUAAGGACCAGAAAGCAUGCAGAAAUGAAUCCACAUUCUAGUCCCUUAUUCACUCUA
Rhinolophus ferrumequinum (greater horseshoe bat) is the source of this 418-nucleotide messenger RNA. RefSeq names its product DNA-directed RNA polymerases I and III subunit RPAC2-like. The transcript is spliced from 2 exons. Gene Ontology annotation, molecular function: DNA-directed RNA polymerase activity; protein dimerization activity. Lineage: Eukaryota; Metazoa; Chordata; Mammalia; Chiroptera; Rhinolophidae. Gene Ontology annotation, cellular component: RNA polymerase I complex; RNA polymerase III complex. Gene Ontology annotation, biological process: DNA-templated transcription. The record is from RefSeq and is a predicted model, not a curated record. The coding region runs from base 1 to 402 and encodes 133 amino acids.